This is a messenger RNA of Didymodactylos carnosus, 2061 nucleotides long. NCBI's taxonomy places the organism in Eukaryota, Metazoa, Rotifera, Eurotatoria, Philodinida, Philodinidae. The record is from the annotation of a GenBank genome assembly.
AUGUUGCCUUGGUCAACCACGAUGUCAUCGCCACAAACGUCAGUGAGCAGUUCAGUAAUGCCCGCGUCAUCUGCAAUGUCACCGCCACAAAGUUCUGUGACCAGUUCGCUAAUGCCCUCCGUAACUGCACUGUCAUCGUCACAAAGUUCAGUGGCCGCUUUAGUUAUGUCUUCUUCAUCAGCAAUAGCACCGCUACAAACUUCAGUGAGCGACCCCGUAAUGCUUUCGUCAGCAAUAAUUUCACCGACACAAAGUUCAAUGAGUAAUUCCAUCAUGUAUUCAUCCGCAGCAGCGUCCCCUCAGCAAAGUUCAGUGGGUAGCUCAACAACGUCAUCGGUUCAAAGUACAGUGAGCAGUUCAGUGCUGGCUUCAACUACCACAAUGUCACCACUACAAGGUUCAGCGGCCAGUACACUAAUGUCAUCGCCGCAAAGUUCAGUCAGUAGUUCACUACUGCCCUCCUUAGCCACAAUGUCACCGUCACAAACUUCAGUGGUCGCUUCAGUUAUGUCCUCUUCAUUAACAACAGCACCGCUACAAACUUCAGUGAGCGGCCCCGUAAUGCUUUCGUCAGCAACAAUUUCGCCGACACAAAGUUCAAUGAGCAAUUCCAUAAUGUCUUCAUUAGCAGCAAUGUCUCCCCAACAAAGUUCAAUGGGUAGCUCAGCAAUGCUUGCAUCAGCAACGAUGUCAUCGGUUCAAAGUUUAGCGAGCAAUUCAUUAACGUCUUCAUCUGCCCCAAUAUCACCGCUACAAAGUUCAUUGAGUAGUUCAAUGCUGCCUUCGUCAACCACGAUGUUAUCGCCACAAAGUUCAGUGAGCAGUGCAGUAAUGCCUUCAUCAGAAACAAUGUCACCGCAGCAAAGUUUGGUUAGCAGUUCUACGUUUGGAUCGACUGCGGCGAUGUCACUGCAAUCCACAUCAAUGAGUGGUUCUAUGAUGGGUUCAACGGGAACAAUGGCAGCUGUGGUCGUGUCGGUAAGCACUUCAGUAAUUUCUCCAUCCGCAACAGUGGCAGUGCAGCAAACUUCGAUGAGUAGUUCUACGAUGGAUUCUUCGGCGACGAUGUCGCCUCAUCUUGGGUCAGGCGGUAGUUCAAUGAUGGGUUCAACGAUUGGAAUUACAUUUCAGGCAAGCUCAACGAUCGGCGGUGUGAUUGCGUCUAUGGCAUCACUAUCACUUCCGGUUUCCACGUCAACAAUGUCGCCGCAACAAGCAUGGGUCAGUAGUUCAACGAUGGGUUUAGCGGCAACAAUGUCAGUUCAACAAACGUCAAUGAGCAGUCCAAUGGCUUCAUCAGCAAUAAUAUCACUAGAACAGACAUCAUUAAGUAAUUUACUCAUGGGUUCAACGACAAUAGGAUCACCGCAACAAACGUCAAUGAAUAGUUCAGUGAUUGGUUCAACAGUAAUAAUGUCAUCUCAACCAACGUCACUGAGCAGUUUUAUGACCCCAGCCUUGUCUGGCUCCACGAUGUCGGCUCAACCUACAUUACUGAAUAUUUCUAUGAUGGGUCCGACAGCAACUAUGUCAUCGGAACCAACAACAUUGAACAGUUCAAUCGUGGGUUCAACAGUCCAGUUUUCUUCUCAAGCAGCGACGUCGUUUUCUGGUUUGAUGAUGAGUUCAACAGCAGCACCACAAACAUACUCCUCUGCGACCAAUCCAAUGUUUAGUUCAACUGUCACCGUACCAAGUCAAACAUAUUUUUGGAUGAGCAGUCCAAUGCUCCUUUCCACAGUUACAAUGUUAUCUGAAGCGAACUCUUCGAUGGGCGGCUCAGUCAUUAGUUCAACGGUCACAAUGCCGGCUCAGUCGUAUUCAUCGUUCGGAACUUCGGUGAUUAGUCCGACGGUGACGGGGGUGUCCGGCAGCAAUUUGUGGUCGCCCGUGAGUGUGGAGGACGUUCCUGGAACCGGAUUCUUCACUUUGAAUACUAAUGUUUUGAAUACCAGCGUCGAGUCGCAGUUGUCAUCUACAAUUAGUUCAGCGGGUGCGGGUGCAUCUGACACAGAAAGCGCAGGUAAAAUCGAGGUAUUAGAGAUCUGUUGUGCACCAUGA